UAACUUGAUCCGCAGGAAGCAAAGGAGGCUGUGUGUCACACUGGUUAUAGCUUGAGCACAGGAGACCCCAAAGCUCAUCCCCACAGUAACAGGUCUUCCUCCAUCAAAGCCACACCCACUUCCACAAAGCCACACCCACUUCCACAAAGCCACGCCUCCCAAUCGUGAUGCUUUUAUAGGCAAAGCAUUCAGAUGUGAAUUCUGUUCACUUUAGAGACUGAAGCCUCUAAAGCUGAGCUUGAUUUUGUAAACAUUCUUCUCUUUCAGGUUGAUUUAUCUAAGGCAUUUGUUAUAGGAAUAGGCUGCAAACCAAUACCAAAUUUGUUGAAUGUCAAGUUAGAUGAAAUGUUACUUCAAAAUCCGUAAUUACAGUUAGAUGUACAGGCUAUAACUCCAGCACUCUGGAGGCUGAGGCAGGAUAAUGGGUUGGAGGCCAGACGGGGCUACAAGGGAGAUCUUACCUCAGAAUAAAAAAAGUAAAAUAAAACAGCACAAAAUAAUGAAAUCCCUUUAAUUACAUAGACUAUAAAAAUGAUGAAGUCUGGAGAGAUGGCUCAGAAGUUAAAUAUGCUUGCUGCUCUUUCCGAGGGUUUGAUUAGGCAGCUUGAAACCACCUCUAACUCCUGCUCUACCGUCCUUCUCUUCAGGAUUCCAUGGGCACACGGAAACAAUGGGCACACAUACAUGUACAGGGGUGUGUGUGUGUGUGUGUGUGUUUAAGUGAAACCGUAGAACAGCAGGUGUGAUUGUGCCUAUCUUUAAUCCUAGUCCUUAGAAAGUGAGGCAGGGUAAUUACAAGCUCAAGGCCAGCGUGAGUUAUAUAGGAAAAUCAUGUAUCAAAAGGAAAAAGUAAUACAGUGUUUUGAGAUAAGGUACUAAGUGACUGCAUAGGCAGUCUUCGGAGUCAGACAAGCCAUUCAAACCAGGAAGGUCCUGAGUCCAGGCGCUGAUGCCCUGAAGCUCGCUCUGUGCUAGGUCUAGGCAGCUGGGCUGGGAAUGAUGAGCCCUAAAUAAGUAAUAAAUAAAAAUAAAAAUAGGCCACACUGUUUGACCGGACAAGAGAAGGGAGUACACCUCAAACCCAUUUCCCUGAGCUCCCCUGAAAAGCACGCUCCUGAGAGGUCCUGGGGGCUAGUUUAAUUUGUCACCACACUGGAGGAAGAACUUGAUGUGCCAGGUCGCAAUGACAGAGCAAAUUAUUAAGACAAUUGAAUACUACUAAGCCCAACCCUCUUUUGUUGCCAUCAAAAGGGGCCCAGUAAAUUUUGGACAUGUUUUUUAGGGCAAGGAAAAAGGUUUAUUCAGUAAACAAUACGUAGUGGACUGUCCUGAAAGACUUUCACUGUUUUAUUUUAAUGGAAAUGGUGACUUUGAGACUAGUGAAGGACAGACGCUGUGCAAAGAUACCUGCAGAUGCCCAAAGCCUGCUGCAGCAGGCAUGACGCUACACAUGUAUGAGCUGGCCCUGUCCUGUUAAAGAACCUUCCCUCAUAUACACACAUGCACACACACACUUCCUACACAUAUACACACGAUUAAAUAGUAUAAUAAAAGAUCCCUCGGUCAACUGAACACCUUAACAUAAUUUUUAUCAUCUAUAGUUGCUUGCUUUUUAAAUGACAAGGUGGCACACAGUAGGCACAAUCUGACACAGGAGAGGCCAUGGUCACCAUUGCCUACAGACAGACUCUCGUUCUUAGAAUUUCUGCAUGCAUUGCCAAAUUACCUCUACUUUUAUAAGCCAGACUUAAACAUCCAGAAAUUGGUAGAGCGCUAGGCUAGCAUGCAAGAAUCCUGGGUCUGGUGGCACAAGACAGUUAUCACAGCAGUGAGUGUGGAGGCAGGAGGAUCAAGGUCAUAUGACCUCAGCUACAGGAGACUCAGGAAAGGAAGGAGGAGAAGAAGGUGGGAAGAAAGCUCAGGAGUUGCCUCUGCUAUGUUUGGCCUAAAACUUGUCCAAACAAAAACCAUGAGAAAUAAGCCUUCUAAAAUAAUUGACUGUAGAGUAAAGCUCUCUACACUAAACUGAGCACUAGAUGAAGUAGCGAAGAGCGAAUGGCUCUGGCGAGCACGGCAACACAUGAGUUCACCACCCUGGAUGUGAAGUUGCCCUACUCGCUCCCCCAGGCAGUGCCCCUCUCCCCAACACUCACACAUUCACUUAGAUACACAGCUUAGCUCUGUGCUGGAGGAAGACACAGUGGCGUCCUGGCGUUGCCUGGGUGACGAAGGGCCCCGCUGGGGGAGGCAGAGGCGGAUCCUGGGGCGGGGCAGGAGGCGGGGCGGGGCUGGCAGGAAACGGAGCCUGGCGAGCGGAGGCCGCAAGGCUACGACACCCGGAGUUCACGGGCAGGUGGAAGUAAAACAUGACAGAAACCGAUGGCUUCUACAAAAGUAGGGAAGUGUUCGAUCCAGCCGAGCAGUACAAGAUGGACCACAAGAGGAGAGGAAUUGCCCUAAUCUUCAAUCACGAGAGGUUCUUCUGGCACUUGACACUCCCAGACAGACGGGGCACCAGUGCAGACAGAGACAACCUGACUCGAAGGUUUUCAGAUCUGGGAUUUGAAGUGAAAUGCUUUAACGACCUCCGAGCAGAGGAACUCCUGCUCAAAAUUCACGAGGUGUCAACUUCAAGCCACGUAGAUGCCGAUUGCUUCCUGUGUGUCUUCCUGAGCCACGGGGAAGGCAACCACAUUUAUGCAUAUGACGCCAAAAUUGAAAUUCAGACACUGACUGGCUUGUUUAAAGGAGACAAGUGUCAAAGCCUGGUUGGAAAACCCAAGAUUUUUAUCAUUCAGGCCUGUCGGGGCAACCAGCAUGACGUGCCCGUGGUUCCUCUGGACGUGGUAGAUCAUCAGACAGACAAGCUGGCCAACGUGACCCAGGUGGAUGCUGCCUCCGUGUACACCCUGCCCGCAGGGGCGGACUUCCUCAUGUGCUACUCUGUCGCAGAAGGGUAUUACUCUCACCGAGAAACUGUGAACGGCUCCUGGUACAUUCAGGAUCUGUGUGAGAUGCUGGCGAGGUAUGGCAGUUCCCUCGAGUUCACGGAGCUGCUCACGCUGGUGAACAGGAAGGUCUCCCAGCGCCGAGUGGACUUCUGCAAAGACCCAGGGGCAAUCGGCAAGAAGCAGGUCCCCUGCUUUGCCUCAAUGCUGACCAAAAAGCUACAUUUCUGUCCCAAACCUCGUAAGUAGGGGUGUCCGUCCCUGUUGCCACAUAUGUUUCACACGCCUUUCCCUUUCAUACAGAGGCCAGCUGGUCCAAGAGUUUCACCCAUCAAUGUAAACUGUUUCAAUUUUUUUAGAUGCAUAGAAGAUAAAUGUUUUUGUAUUUGUUAUUUUUCAGUCAUGUCGGGCAUGGUGAAAGGGCUGAAAAAAUCCUCAGGAAAUUACUAUGCAGAAAUGUCUACUACAUUUAUUACAUUCUAGGUAAACAGCAAGGUUACUCAAAAUACCAACUGCUUUGCCUUGGACCUUUUGAGAUACUGUUUAUACAAGUUUAUUGUAUAAUGUUUUUAAAGAUUUUUGAAACUCAAGAAUGAGAUUGUUUUCACUUAAUAGAAUGUCUAAAACUCACUGACAUUUUCUAAUUCCUAUGCUUAUGUAAUUUAUGACGAGCCUGUUUUACUUGGUCUUGUAUUCAUUUAUUAUCUUCUUUACCUACAAUCAAGGUAAACUUUGUGUGUGGACUCUUUAAUUCCCAUUUUGGAAACAAUAAACCUUUCAGAAUUAUUUUAUGG
This is a messenger RNA of Mastomys coucha (southern multimammate mouse), 3742 nucleotides long. It is a transcript of the gene Casp6, whose product is annotated as caspase 6. Gene Ontology annotation, biological process: apoptotic process; proteolysis. Gene Ontology annotation, cellular component: cytoplasm. NCBI's taxonomy places the organism in Eukaryota, Metazoa, Chordata, Mammalia, Rodentia, Muridae. The transcript has 7 exons. The record is from RefSeq and is a predicted model, not a curated record. The coding region runs from base 2367 to 3197 and encodes 276 amino acids.